AUGGCGAUCCAUAACGACUAUCCCGGUUUGACAGUACAGAUCAUAUGUGGUGGCAAGCCUAUUGAGGAACACGUGUAUGAAGAAGACGAGGAGCGGGAGGAGCCUAAGACUACGACACGAUACAUAGAGAGCCAGUCAAACGCGGAGUUCGCGAUCAAGACCACCUUCAGGCCACCCCUUGCGCCGCUGGACCUAGAUGUGGUCGUCUAUCUAGAUGGGAUCAAAGUGGGCGGACUGAUAGUACAAAAGCACCGGAUGCUGAAUGAAACUUACGUUCAGUCAGCGACCGAGUGGAAAGAAGGCCAGAAAUGGCGGGCGUCUAAAUUUUUCUUCUCAGACCUCAACGUGGUACAAGAAGAUAGUGAGACAUUAGCGGAAAAAAAUCUGGAUGCACUGAGUCAAGUGGGCACAAUCUCUGUUGUGAUUACCCCAAUUCUGAGCAUGCUGAGAGAACGAAGACCAAAAGGCCGGAAGCGGGAACUGAAAGAGUUUGGAAUGAUCUCCGAAGAAACUGUUAAAGAUGAUAUUGAGACUCACGUCGCAGCAGCCGCACUCAAAUCUCUCGGUAUAAUACCUCGCUCACCAAGCCCUUCUCGAGACACACAACCGAAGUUGGUCAAACAGGAUAAUGCACUGGAACCAUCGCCAGAGUUCUGCCCGGGUAAUGCGUUACCAACUGUCAAUCUCCAGGCAGAAACUGCUAGUGUCAUGCCAGUUUUACUCCAACAAAACUCCCUCAACAAUCAAAGCGCGCAGUCCAGUCUUACGAAGAAAGACAUAAUAAUCUUGAUCAAGCAUUAUCGCGGCAGUAGUGAUGGUCUAGAGGGCCUCUCAGAGAAGGAUCUCGCCAUCUUGCUCAGCUCCUACCGGGGCGAUAAGCCAGAUGACACACCCAUAAAGCAAGAACCUGUCUUCUCAAAAAGAAGAGUAGGCAUCAAGCGUGAGUCGGUUGAGGACAGCGUUGCGCGCGGGCAAGGAAAGAAGCGCAAGAUGGAAAUCAUAGUUUUGGAUGACUGA
This is a messenger RNA of Alternaria arborescens, 1017 nucleotides long. RefSeq lists its product as hypothetical. NCBI's taxonomy places the organism in Eukaryota, Fungi, Ascomycota, Dothideomycetes, Pleosporales, Pleosporaceae. The transcript is spliced from 4 exons. The record is from RefSeq and is a predicted model, not a curated record. Bases 1 to 1017 code for a protein of 338 amino acids.